UGCUCACUGUCGUAUGCUCGAGCUAUUGUGUGGUUUGCAGCCUCAAGCAUAAGUGCAUCGAGUGAACGCCAGUUGUCACAUUUGUGUUUAAAAGAUUGAACAAAUGGAGCUGAACGAGGAAGACCAUUUAUAUCUGUCAAAUAACAACUAUUCGGACUACGAGUAUUUCGACAAUGAAGACUGUUGCGCGGGUAUGGUAUGUGACUUUCAGGAAGACAUUAACUUCGAGGCAGUGUUCAUCCCAGUCGUCUACUCUCUGGCGCUCCUGGUCGGGCUCCUGGGGAACAGCCUGCUUCUCUGGGUUCUGGGUCGGAGGAGCAACACCUGGAGUGUGACCGACAACUUCAUCGUGCACCUGGGAGUAGCCGACAGCCUGCUGCUGGUGACCCUGCCCUUCUGGGCCACGCAGGCCACCCCUGUAGGGUGGGUGUUUGGGACCCCUUUCUGCAAGGUCGCUGGAGCUCUGUUCACGAUCAACUUCUACUGCGGGAUCUUCCUGUUGGCCUGCAUCAGCCUGGACCGCUACCUGUCCAUCGUCCACGCUACACACAUGUACUCCCGCAGGAAGCCCUGGAUGGUGCAGGCCAGCUGCCUGUCAGUAUGGCUCCUCUCCCUGCUCCUCUCCAUCCCUGACUGGGUCUUCCUGAAGGCCAUAAACGACACGCGCAUUGGGAGAAAAGUAGAGUGCAUUCAUGACUAUCCUCUCCGCUCUCAGUCGGACAUCGACUGGCGCCUGGUGUCUCGCCUGUUCUACCACAUCUUGGGCUUCGUCCUGCCCUCCGCCAUCUUGAUCUUCUGCUACUCCUGCAUCCUUCUGCGGCUUCGACAGGGCCCCCACGGCUUCCAGAAGCAGAGGGCUGUCUUAGUCAUCCUGGCGCUGGUGGUGGUCUUCUUUGUCUGCUGGACGCCCUACAAUGUCACCUUGAUGAUUGACACGCUGCACAUGAACCACACCAUGGAACACUCCUGCACUAGCAGAAAUUCCUUGAACAAGGCCAUCAUCGUCACGGCCUGCCUGGCCUACCUCCACUGCAGCCUGAACCCUGUGCUGUACGCCUUCAUGGGCGUCAAGUUCCGCCACCAGCUCCUAAAGAUGCUCAGGUCUCUGGGCUGCAGGGUGAAGACCAGGGCCUGGUUACAGUCCGCUGCCAGCUCCAGAAGGAGCUCCAGCUGGUCCGAGUCCGGCCACACCUCCAACUCCAUGGCUAUCUGAGCGAGUCUGAGACGAAGGUUCAGCAGAGAGCGCUGGUAACAUUUUGGGGACCGGAAGCGGUAAUUCAGAGUGGAGAACAACAGUAUUAUUUUAACCAAGCAUAAAGCUCCAAAGUGUCUUGCUUUCUUUGAUCAUAUUUUUGCUAUCCUAUUAUUGAGUAAUAAAAUGCCAUGUCUUAUUUUUAUAGGUAUAGACUGUUCGACAAACGUGUAUAUAUAAUUCUUCAUUUCAGACCCAGGAGGAUCCAACAUCAAAUGAGCAGAAGAUAAUAAUUACAGGUUGUGGAAUGGAGGUCCAAGGUUUUAAACUUUAUUUUCAGUUUUUGUUGGUCUGUGUUUUCAAUGAGGUGGUCAAUGAUUUUUAUCGUCAGAAAUCAUUGUCACAUUUUGUAUCAAUAUAGUCAAUUUGGUAAAUGUUAAUAAUAUAUGCUGAAAUAACAUACAACUAUUUGUUAUGCAUAAUGAACUGAAAAGUUGGCACACAUGCACUGUCAACAUAUAAAGGCAGUUUAACCAUCACAUAUUUGUCUAGUGUAAAAAUGUAAUGGAUACAGUAAAAUAAUAAAACAAGCCUUCAAGAAGCAGUCAUGUGUAUUUUAAUAAACAAAUGUGUUAAAUGUA
Molecule: messenger RNA, 1833 nt
Organism: Gadus morhua (Atlantic cod)
Lineage: Eukaryota; Metazoa; Chordata; Actinopteri; Gadiformes; Gadidae
Gene: cxcr3.1
Product: chemokine (C-X-C motif) receptor 3, tandem duplicate 1
Exons: 3
Coding region: 104-1213 (369 amino acids)
Biological process (GO): regulation of leukocyte migration; G protein-coupled receptor signaling pathway; cell chemotaxis
Cellular component (GO): membrane; external side of plasma membrane
Molecular function (GO): C-C chemokine binding; C-X-C chemokine receptor activity; C-C chemokine receptor activity
Source: RefSeq, a predicted model, not a curated record